Messenger RNA from Protobothrops mucrosquamatus (brown spotted pit viper), 1511 nucleotides. RefSeq names its product ATP-dependent RNA helicase DDX19A. Gene Ontology annotation, molecular function: RNA binding; ATP binding; RNA helicase activity. Gene Ontology annotation, biological process: poly(A)+ mRNA export from nucleus. The transcript has 9 exons. Lineage: Eukaryota; Metazoa; Chordata; Lepidosauria; Squamata; Viperidae. Bases 147 to 1259 code for a protein of 370 amino acids. Gene Ontology annotation, cellular component: cytoplasmic stress granule; nucleus. The record is from RefSeq and is a predicted model, not a curated record.
UGCUGAACAAGCUGAUCCGUAGCAAUUUGGUGGACAACACGAACCAGGUGGAGGUGCUGCAGAGGGACCCUACGUCGCCCCUGUACUCGGUGAAGUCGUUCGAAGAGCUGCGCUUGAAGCCCCAGCUGCUCCAGGGGGUCUAUGCCAUGGGCUUCAACAGGCCCUCCAAGAUCCAGGAGAACGCCCUGCCCAUGAUGCUCGCGGAGCCCCCACAGAACCUGAUUGCCCAGUCCCAGUCCGGCACCGGGAAGACGGCAGCUUUCGUCCUGGCCAUGCUCAGCCGGGUGGAGCCGGACCACAAGCAUCCCCAGUGCCUCUGCCUUUCCCCCACGUACGAGUUGGCCCUCCAGACUGGGAAGGUCAUCGAACAGAUGGGCCGGUUCUACCCUGCGCUGAAGCUGGCUUAUGCCGUCCGGGGCAACAAGCUGGAGCGUGGCCAGAAGAUUGCCGAACAGAUCGUCAUUGGCACGCCAGGCACCGUCCUGGACUGGUGUUCGAAGCUCAGAUUCAUCGACCCCAAGAAGAUCCGGGUGUUUGUUCUGGACGAGGCCGACGUCAUGAUCGCCACCCAGGGGCACCAGGACCAGAGCAUCCGCAUCCAGAGGAUGCUUCCCCGAGAUUGCCAGAUGCUGCUCUUCUCGGCCACCUUCGAGGACUCGGUGUGGAAGUUUGCCCAGAAAGUGGUUCCCGACCCCAACAUCAUCAAGCUGAAGAGGGAGGAGGAGACGCUGGACACCAUCAAGCAGUACUACGUCCUCUGCAGCAGCCGGGAGGAGAAGUUCCACGCCCUCUGCAACAUCUACGGGGCCAUCACCAUCGCCCAGGCCAUGAUCUUCUGCCACACCCGCAAGACGGCCGGCUGGCUGGCGGGGGAGCUGUCCAAAGAAGGCCACCAGGUUGCCCUCUUGAGCGGGGAGAUGAUGGUGGAGCAGCGGGCGGCCGUGAUCGAGCGCUUCAGAGAGGGCAAGGAGAAGGUCCUGGUGACCACCAACGUCUGCGCCCGAGGCAUAGACGUGGAGCAGGUCUCUGUGGUGAUAAACUUUGACCUCCCGGUGGACAAAGACGGCAACCCGGACAACGAGACCUAUCUGCACCGCAUCGGCCGCACGGGGCGCUUUGGCAAGCGGGGGCUGGCCGUUAACAUGGUGGACAGCAAACACAGCAUGAACAUCCUCAACCGGAUCCAGGAACAUUUCAACAAGAAGAUUCAUAAAUUGGAUACAGAUGAUUUGGAUGAAAUUGAGAAAAUUGCUAACUGAAGGGGGCAGCCGAGGGGAUGGGCGUGCCCGCCUUCCGCCCCGUGGCUCUCCCAUCCAAAAUUGGCACGCCGUCCCGACGGGCGCGUCUCCUCACCAGCCACGUGCGAAGUGGGGCGACCCCCAAGAUCACAAGCGCUGCAGAAAUUACCUUAAACCAACAACAAUGCGGCUGGACUUUAAUUUCCAAAUUUGUGCAAACUGGAGAACGGAAGACACAUUUCUCAAAGAAAUGUUUACAGUAACUUUUUGCUU